Messenger RNA from Varanus komodoensis (Komodo dragon), 1456 nucleotides. RefSeq names its product monocarboxylate transporter 13-like. Gene Ontology annotation, molecular function: monocarboxylic acid transmembrane transporter activity. Bases 17 to 1318 code for a protein of 433 amino acids. Gene Ontology annotation, biological process: monocarboxylic acid transport; transmembrane transport. The transcript has 4 exons. NCBI's taxonomy places the organism in Eukaryota, Metazoa, Chordata, Lepidosauria, Squamata, Varanidae. The record is from RefSeq and is a predicted model, not a curated record.
CCCGCUGAGGCCAGGCAUGAUCCCGCAGGGGCAUUCUGAGCCCCCUGAUGGGGGCUGGGGGUGGAUGAUUGUCUUGGCAUGUUUCCUGCAGUCGGCCCUGGUCUUUGGGGUGAUCCGAUCUUUCGGGGUCUUCUUUGUGGAGUUUAUGGAUUAUUUCGGGGAGCCGGCAAGCGCCACCUCAUGGAUCACCUCGGUCACCGUGGCUUUGCUGAUGUUUGCCAGUCCACUGUCAAGCGCACUGGGCAAACGAUACGGAGAGCGGCCCAUGGCCAUCCUUGGGGGCUUCCUUUCGGGGUCCGGAUUCCUCUUGGCUUCGUUCGCCACCAGCCUAACUCAGCUGUACCUGUGCAUUGGUCUGCUCACAGGUGUUGGAGGGGCCCUCAUCUUCUCCCCGUCUCUGGCCUUGCUGGCGCAGUAUUUCAGCCGCCGCCGGGCCCUGGCCAACUCCUUGGCCUUCUCCGGCGCGGGCAUCUCUUCGCUGGCUUUCUCGCCGCUCUUCCAGUUCCUGGUCGAAACCUACGGCUGGCGUGGUGCCCUCCUCAUCUUGGCUGGCAUGGCUUUCCACCUGGUGCCCUGCGGCGCCCUCCUUCGCCCGCUGGACGUGGCCCAGAGCGGCCCGGGGGAGGCUCCCGAACCGGCGAGUCCACGGAAGAGGCUGGCCUCGCUGUUUGAGCUGGGCCUGCUCCGCCAGCGCCCCUUCGCGGUCUUCAGUGGGGCUGGCUUGCUGAUCACCACGGGGUACUUCAUCCCCUUUGCCCACCUGGUGCCCCACGCCAGAGAGACGGGCUUCGACGAAUACCAAGCGGCGUUCCUCGUCUCCGUGGUGGGCGUCGCGGACAUCGGGGGGCGCGUCGUGGCCGGCUGGCUGGCCGACUGCGGCCCCCUCCGGCUCUCCCACAACCUCACCAUUUGGACCCUCCUGACGGGGGCCGCCCUCUUCGCGGUGCCCCUGGGGGGCAGCUACAGGGCGCUGCUGGCCAUCAGCGCCUGCUAUGGGUUCCUCUCCAGCGCCGUCAUCCCACUGAAGUUCUCCAGCCUGGUGGAAAUCGUGGGCACGGGCCGGAUCAUGGGGGCCAUUGGACUCAUUCACCUGCUGGAAGGCACCGGGGCCUUGGCGGGACCCCCAAUGUCGGGAUGGAUCCGGGACAUGACCGGGAGCUUCAGCGCCUCGUUCCUGGCAGCCGGCUCCUUCCUUGUGGUGGGUGGCCUGGUUCUGAUGCUGCUGCCCAGGUUCUUCGCCUGCCAGGCCCGGUCCCCAGAAGGAGCCACGCGGGAGGUGCUGGACCCGAGCCAGCCCAACGGGGCGUGCCCUGCGUGACAGAGGUGGACUCCAGUGCCCCCUCCCCAGGCCAGGCAGCAUCGUUCGGAACGGGGGAAAAUGGGGCAACAGUCAGGAAUGCACCAAGCAACUGGUGGGCAGGGGAAACAUCGAAACAGAGCGAGUCAGAAGGGGCCU